CUUAUAAUUUGUUUUGUCCUAAAUUCCCUUGGUAAACUUCAUUUCAUCUCUAUUGAGACUUCGACGUCGUCUUCUUCUAAGCACUAGUUCAUCACCAAAUCUCACCACCCUUCGCAACAUCACCAUUUCGAUUUCCCCAGCCUCACAGAACCUAGCCAACACUGAACUUCAUCCUCUGCUGGGGUUUUCUCAUCCUUUUCACAUUUCCAUCAUUUUCCACCGAUUAAAUCCCCUUCUCCACCGUUUAAAUCCUCUCCUACACAGGAUCUCCACUGAACAAACCUUCGAAUUUAGGGUUUGUUCGUCCCCUUUCCCUCUUUGGCACCAACACCUAGGGUUCAUAGUUAGUUUUGCUUCUACAGCUGCUUCCUCUGUUUGCCAACUACGCAUUGCACCUGAUUCCUUCGCGGAUCCUCCAUGACCAGGGGGUCUUCAUGUGAUAUCAGAGCCAGAUUUGUGUGUUUCUCGGUCGGAUUUCAUCGAUGGAUCUUCCUCUGACUAAACCGUCCUUCAACCCCAAUAAGCAUCUCAAAGAACAAUUUGUUAGCAACUUGACCGGAUCCUCUAUGCCCGAAAUCGUGGCACUUACAGUGACUGUUCCGGUUCUGGUUUUUAUUCGUCACUCCAUCUCCUCCAUUUCCAUUACUGGUGCCUCCCUGAAGAAGAAAAAUGACGAUGCACUUUCCUGUAAAAGGAAUUUCAAAUCAUACUUUGGCACAUUGUCUCUGGACUUUCUUGUUAUUGUUGUUCCUAUGCUCUUAUGUUUCACUGUACUUGCAAACUGGACCUAUAUCAUUACAUGUUCGUUGACUAUCUUGACAUUACUAUAUAUUGCAACCAAGAGGUCUGGAGGCUCAUCUUCUUUUGAAGGAGAGCCCAAUUCUCUUCGGGCAUAUGUCACUUCUUACAGGGUUCUUGUGAUGAUUAUAACAAUCCUAUGCAUCUUGGCUGUUGACUUCAAAAUAUUUCCUAGAAGAUAUGCAAAGACUGAAACCUACGGAACAAGUUUGAUGGAUCUCGGAGUUGGAGCAUUUGUCUUAGCAAAUUCACUAGUUUCUCGGCAAGCACGAAAUAUCGCAUCUGUAAGCUGGAAGACUGCAGUAGUUUCAUCAAGUCCACUUAUCAUCUUAGGAUUUCUCCGUCUUGUUACAACAACUGGUGUGGAUUAUCAGGUACAUGUCGGUGAAUAUGGUGUGCAUUGGAAUUUCUUCUUCACACUUGCUGCUGUGUCAAUCCUUUCUUCCUUUAUUAACAUUUCUCCUCAAUAUUGUGGAGUUAUUGGUUCACUUCUACUAGUAGGAUACCAGUUGUGCUUAGUGCAAGGUUUAAACCAUUACUUACUUUCUGAUGAAAGAGGAGUGGAUAUUUUAAGUCAAAACAAGGAGGGAAUUUUUAGCAUAUUUGGAUACUGGGGUAUGUACCUUCUGGGCGUUUAUUUAGGAAACUCUCUUAUCUUUGGUAGUCAUUCCUCUGGAUUUAGAAGUAGCAGAUGGGUACGGAUGAGGAUUUGGGCUCUCUCCAUCCUGUUUUGGUUAUUAACUGUACUACUGGACAGGCAUGUUGAAAGAGUUUCACGGAGAACAUGCAAUCUUCCAUAUGUUACUAUGGUAUUGGCUGACAAUCUACAGUACUUGAAGAAGCAUUCAGUCGGAACUUACUGGCUACAUUUCUACUGGCAAAUAUUCUCACGGGGUUGGUAAACUUGUCAAUGGAUACCCUGUCUGUGUCAUCAAUCAAGGCUCUUAUUAUCUUGUUGGUCUAUGCUUAUAUUUUAUCAAUUGUAAUUGGUAUAGUAGAUUAUUUUGGUAUUAAAUUAAAAUUUUGGUGAAGCAGUCUAUUGCUAAGCUGUAGUCUGUUCUAUUAGUGUUAUUAUCUAUUUUCAAAUGAGAAUUCUUUCUUUUAACCAUCUACUGAUUUUUUUAUAAAAUUCACUUAGCAGUUGUGGUUUAUUUAUUUGUAAAGGUAUGCAUUAUGAAGGUGGUUUAUUUGUGAAGGUAUACAUUAUGAAAAUUCUACUGCAGUUGAACUGGGUUUGGGUUAACAAGCUUAAGAUUUAGGAAUGCAUAUGAACUCUAGAAAUGACGAGGACUGGACAAAGCUGAUCUUUAUGGCACUUAGGGACAGCCAUACCCCAAAAAAAGGAUAGCCAUUUCGCUGCACAUGCAAUUGUGUGGUAUCUCAGCAUGGAUAACAAUUAUCACUGAGCAAAUGCAACCUUCAACUCAUACUUCCAUGUUUUUGUGUUCUCAUGCUUCAUUUUCAUGCAUCUUGAUUUGGCAAGCCCUUGGUAGUUUUCAUACAGGAUUGUAUAGUGAAAUAGUGUGGUAAAUUGAUGCAUAAAUCUUUCUAGGCAGUUUAUACAAUGGAAAACAAAAGGUUGAAACUGACUUCUUAGGGAUUUUAAUGUAGCCUAUGUGAUGUGGACCAGCAGAUGAUGUAUAUUUUCGUGAAGGGUAGCUUAUAGUCACAUGGUUAACUUGGCUUUCCCUUGUACACUACAAGUAAUAACGGAGUAGGUUUGCUUUAUACCAAAUUAAGUGAUACAAAACACCAUUUUUAUCGAUAGAAUUAAUUGAUAGAUGACAAAUUAAGUGAUACAAAACACCAUUUUCAUCAAUAGAAUUAAUUGAUAGAUGACAAAGGCUUCUGAGGUAAGUAGUUUUGUAUAAUAUAAUGAUUAGGAUCUAAUUACACAGCAAUUUUAGAUACUUUUAAUUUGGUAUCACUAAGUAACCUGGAAUAUGUACCAUAUUUUGGUCUAGAACACAAUGUUGACAUGGCUUUCACAUGUAGAAUGUUAUAUGGGAGGAUUGUCAAAUACAUGCAUAGUCUAUGUCUACAUUAUUUAUGCGAUAAUGAUAUUUUAACUUCAAAAUUUAACACUUUUAAUUUCAAUA
Vigna radiata var. radiata (mung bean) is the source of this 2897-nucleotide messenger RNA. RefSeq lists its product as uncharacterized. Gene Ontology annotation, molecular function: glucosaminyl-phosphatidylinositol O-acyltransferase activity. Gene Ontology annotation, cellular component: membrane; endoplasmic reticulum. The record is from RefSeq and is a predicted model, not a curated record. Gene Ontology annotation, biological process: protein localization to plasma membrane; GPI anchor biosynthetic process. The coding region runs from base 483 to 1700 and encodes 405 amino acids. The transcript is spliced from 17 exons. NCBI's taxonomy places the organism in Eukaryota, Viridiplantae, Streptophyta, Magnoliopsida, Fabales, Fabaceae.